AUGAUACCGAGCACCACCCUGCGUCUGUUGCGCGCAGGAGCACCUCGCUUACACGGACGACGAUUUGCGUCGCAUGGCACCCCUCAGUACAACGAACCUUCUGGAUGGCUCUUUGGUGAAAAGCCUCUCGCCUCGGGCCAGAAGCGAGUGAAAGAAGAUUGGGAGAACAUUUGGUACAUUGGGAUGUUUGGUACAAUGGCCUUCGCAUCGGUGAUGCUGUACUACAAACCUGACACAAGCAUUCAGACAUGGGCGUUAGAAGAGGCCAAACAACGGAUGGAGGCGCGUGGCGAGAAGUACAAAUACGAGCCAUCACAGAAAUCAUAA
Molecule: messenger RNA, 327 nt
Organism: Desarmillaria tabescens
Lineage: Eukaryota; Fungi; Basidiomycota; Agaricomycetes; Agaricales; Physalacriaceae
Product: Ndufb11, NADH dehydrogenase 1 beta subcomplex subunit
Exons: 3
Coding region: 1-327 (108 amino acids)
Source: RefSeq, a predicted model, not a curated record